AUGGGCCUCAUCAACUUGCUGCUCAAAUCGGUCAUAUUGCUGCUCGAUCUACGCGAUACAUACGACGCGCUCGGCUCGGCUAGGCUUUCAGAGAUUGGCAACGAGCACAAGACGGUCAUUGUGCGCAAUGCGCAGGAUGGAUCGAGGCAGGCAGCCACCCGGCGGCGGGUCGGCACUUCGAAACGCAAGGCAGCAGUUCGGUCGGCGCUCACAACAAUCCUGGUGUGGAAUCUCUUCCACAAGCUCGAGGCGGUCUGCGAUCGAACCAUCUCCUGGUUCGUUCCAUUCUAUGACUCCUUCAAAACGCUGUUCCUCGUAUGGAUGCUCUUCACGCGGAGCUACGGAGCGUCGAUCCUGGUCUACCGGUUCCUUGCGCCCCUAGUCCGGCCAUACGAGCACAUCAUCGAUGCCAUCAUUGGUCUUACACUGGCCCUCUCCGGCUGGAUUGCAUCACUCCUGGCUCCGGUCACCGAUAGCUGCACUACGCUCCUCCAUGGCAUUAUCUCUGCAGCCCCACAGUCCGCUCAGAGGAGACUGAGCACAGCACCUCUCAACCCACCGCUCGAGGCUCAGGCCGACUCGGUCCAAAGCACCUCGGUAUCGCCGAAAGGCAAGGGAAAGAGGAAGCCGCCCUCACCGCCGCCUCCAUCUCAGACAGUCUCGAGCCGCUCCAAGCCUGCUGCGCCCAGCCGGAGUGCGGCAUCGCAGACAGCUCGACAGACGCAGCUCGAGCCUGCAGCGGCCAGACGGCUAGUCACGAAAAAGGCCUCGAACGCGGAUCUGGCUGCAAAGCGCCGCAUCCUUCAGGAGCUACCUGUGCCUAGCCACGCGUUCGAACCGCAUGUUCCAAACACCACACCGGUCUCGCAGACCUCGUCAAUCAGUGCAUCCGUCACAGGCUCUCAGAGCGCGAUGGUCACAGCAGUCAAAGAAGAACCAAUAGACACCUCUGUGGGUCUGAACACAGCCAGUAGCAAUGGCUCCCCUCUGGCUGCGAUGCCACUUUCGACAAUUGCUGCAGAAGCCAAGCCAGAGCCGCCUCCAACGCCGCCGCCCACCGGCCUCCAGAACUACGCAUUUAUACCCGGGGUGACGCCGCAGCGCAAUGGUCCAUCCGCAUUGAUAUCGCCGACGCCACGCUUCCCCGGCGGCUUUGCGUUUUCCUUUGCCGCUUCUCAGGCUUCCGCGUCGACGAGCUCAUACCCCUUCCAGUUGCAAGCGAGAUUGCCUGCCACCGCUCAAAUGGCGCCACUGUCACUGUCUUCCUCGCAAGCGCCCCCGCUCAUGCUCCCGCUGGGAUCCAACAGCGUUGCGACGACGCACGAGACGGUCGCUUCAGCGCACGAUGAUCGGAUCGUGCCUCCGCCAGGCGGCGCCAAAGUGGUCCGAAAGACGCCUUCUUCGGGAUCCUUGAAGAGCAACACGAGGACGAUCACUGCAUCAACCGUGUCCAAAUCGACGACAGUCGCCAAUGGAAAGAAACGGAGCAGAGCAAAAGCAACAGAGGACCCAGAUACCGACGGACCGACGAGGUCCGAUGCUUCGAAACCUUCGCCGAGGAAGCGGUCCAAGCCUGCACCAGGUGCUUCUGCCAUGCGCAACGCCUCAGCUUCAGGCGGCCCAGCGACCGCCAGGGCCAAACGCGCGCCGACAAGCACAAGUGUCUCCAGCAAGGACAAGGCGGCGGUCCAGGCGUCCUCAGCUAAAGACGCCGCUGCAAAGAAAGCGACGGCUGCCAAGGGCAACGGAAAGUCCUCUGCGGCCCGGGCGAAUCCAGAUCCGGUUACCACAGGAGACAAGCCGGACAGCAAAUCGAGCGGCUCGCCGCGGAAGAAGUCGAUCACCGUCGCGACCACAAAAAGCAUCCCGUCGACCAAGCCGAGCCGCGUCGUCAAGAAGGUCUCCGCUGCGGGCAAGCCCGCGGCCGACAAGCCCGCCGAGUCCACCCCACCGGCGGAAGAGCCGCCUCCCACGCGACUCACGCGCAGCCGUACAAGACAACACCUCGCAGAUUGA
Moesziomyces aphidis is the source of this 2016-nucleotide messenger RNA. Lineage: Eukaryota; Fungi; Basidiomycota; Ustilaginomycetes; Ustilaginales; Ustilaginaceae. The record is from the annotation of a GenBank genome assembly.